CUUUAGUUUCGGCUUGAUGUAUAAACACACAGGUGAUUGUCCUGUUAAGACCAAACAUUACUGACCAAUGGAAUUUCAUCGACCCUUGCUGCCAAAUGGAGAAAUUGCUCCGCUGUCAUGGGAAAUACGGUUAUUCUUUGUCAAUGUUAGUUGGCCUAUGAAGGCGAAUGCCAAGCUAUUUACAAGGAUCUACGAUAAGGCCACCCUGGUGCUGGGCUUUUUGUUUUUCUGCUACCAAAAUGAGGCCGAGAUGCACUAUGUGGUCAAUAACAUCAACGACAUUGGUCUGGCCUUGGAAGGUAUGGCUACGUACUUGAUACUGGUCGAGACUCAUUUGAGAAUUUACAACAAGGGUCUGUACAAGAGCAGUUUCCGGGAGUUCCUCAAUGAGUUUUAUGCCAAAAUUUACAUGGAAAAGUCCUACAACAUAGAAACCUAUUUGGAUAUCCAACGAAAGCUGUUGCCAACAAAAAUGUGCUCCUAUGCCUAUAUGCUGACACUUGUUACGUAUUUUUUGGUACCAGUUUUGGGCUUCUUUAGCAAUGCCCAUUUGGUGCCCUUCAAGACCAUAUUCCAUUACGACCUUGACAUUUGGUAUUUCUAUUUGCCAACUCUAUGCCUCACCCUGUGGAUUGGAGUGGCCGUUGUCUCACAACUGGCAGCUGAAUCGAAUCUAUUGGCCACCAUUAUUUUACACUUGAAUGCCCGUUAUUUGCAUCUGCAAUCGGAUCUCAAGGAAUUGCAAACCAGACUGGCAUCGGACAUGAAACUCAGCACGGACAAGGUGUUGGGUGAAUAUCGCCGGCAGUUCAUUGAAAUCGUCAAACGAAACGUGGAGUACAAUGACUUUGCUCAAAAGUUCCAGAAUCAGUACUCGUUUUGCAUAUUUGUCAUGAUGGCGUUCAGUGCGGUGUUGUUGUGCGUUUUGGCAUUCAAAGCAGCGACGCUGGGCAUGACUACCAAGAAUAUUACCUUCAUUACCUGGAUAAUAGGUAAAAUUGUGGAAUUGUUGGUAUUCGGCACCUUGGGCUCACAGCUUAUCGAAACGACCGACAAGAUGAGCUCCUGCUAUUACAUGGCCAAUUGGGAGGACAUCAUUUUGAAAUCACCAAAAACCACCGACAACAUUGAACUAAUGAAACUGAUAAUUCUCUCGAUUGAAUUGAAUCAGAAACCUUUUUCAUUAACUGGUUACAAUUAUUUCAGUGUUAGUUUGGCCACUGUGGUGACGAUACUACAAGGAGCUGGCUCAUAUUUUACCUUUUUAUAUGCUUUUCGAUAAAAUCGUAAAGAGAAGAUGCAGAGAAUGGCGCAAGUGAAUGGCAGAGAAUGGUGACCACAAAUUUAUUGUCCAGAUUAGGGGCUUAAGAUUAUUUUCUAAUAUUUAUAUGAUUUUUUUUUCGAAAUGAAAUUUAUAAAGAAAAUGAGAAAAUAAAAUUGAAUAUUAUACUCGA
Musca domestica (house fly) is the source of this 1454-nucleotide messenger RNA. RefSeq names its product odorant receptor 74a-like. Gene Ontology annotation, biological process: sensory perception of smell; detection of chemical stimulus involved in sensory perception of smell. The transcript has 5 exons. Gene Ontology annotation, molecular function: odorant binding; olfactory receptor activity. Lineage: Eukaryota; Metazoa; Arthropoda; Insecta; Diptera; Muscidae. The coding region runs from base 68 to 1282 and encodes 404 amino acids. The record is from RefSeq and is a predicted model, not a curated record. Gene Ontology annotation, cellular component: plasma membrane.